AUAAGCAACCCACGCUUGUUGCUGCGCGGGGAGGAGGCAGCGCCUUUGCUGGGGCUUGGAGGGGAGAUGGGGGGCUCCCAGCGGGUGCCCCCCUCCCGGCCCUGCCGCGCUUCCCUCGGCCCGCUGCGCUGCCAGGGCCGUCACCCCCGGGCGAGCAGUGGGGAGAAGAUGGCCGAGAAGGUGGUGGCCGGGGACCUGUUCCUGCGGCAGGCGCGGGAAUCGGUGUCGUCCCUGGACUCGGACAAGCUGUCCCCCGUCUCGCCCGAGGCGGGCGGCGAGGAGUCGUCGGACAGCGAGGGCGAGCAGGAGGGCAGCACCCACAAGCUCAUCCGCAAGGUGUCCACCUCCGGGCAGAUGCGGAGCAAGAAGAGCGUGAAGGAGGGGCUGCUGCUGAAACAGACGAGCUCCUUCCAGAGGUGGAAGAGGAGGUACUUCAAGCUGCGGGGCAGGACGCUUUAUUACGCCAAGGAUGCCAAGUCCCUGAUCUUCGACGAGGUGGACCUGUCCGACGCCAGCGUGGCCGAGACCAGCACCAAGAACAUCAACAACAGCUUCACGGUGAUCACGCCUUUCCGGAAGCUCAUCCUGUGCGCCGAGAACCGCAAGGAGAUGGAGGACUGGAUCGGCGCCCUGAAGUCUGUCCAGAAGUGGGAGAUCCACGAGGCCACGCAGUUCAACAUGGAGCACUUCUCGGGCAUGCACAACUGGUACGCCUGCUCCCACGCCAGGCCCACCUUCUGCAACGUCUGCCGCGAGGCCCUCUCAGGGGUCACCUCCCACGGCCUCUCCUGUGAAGUGUGCAAGUUCAAGGCACACAAGCGCUGCGCCGUCAGAGCCACCAACAACUGCAAGUGGACCACGCUGGCCUCCAUCGGCACGGAAAUCAUCGAGGACGAGGAUGGGGUGGCCAUGCCCCACCAGUGGCUGGAGGGGAACCUGCCCGUCAGCGCGCGCUGCGCCGUCUGCGACCGCACCUGCGGCAGCGUCCGGAGGCUGCAGGACUGGCGGUGCCUCUGGUGCAAAGCCAUCGUCCACAGCGCCUGCAAGGAGCUCUUCGGCAAGAGGUGCCCCCUGGGCCAGUACAAGGUGUCCAUCAUCCCGCCGACUGCCCUGAACAGCAUCGAUUCGGAUGGUUUCUGGAAGGCCACCUGCCCCUCCACCUGCUCCAGCCCUCUCCUGGCCUUCGUCAACUCCAAGAGCGGGGACAACCAAGGCGUCAAGUUCCUGCGCAAGUUCAAGCAGUUCCUCAACCCGGCCCAGGUCUUCGACCUCAUGAACGGGGGCCCGCACCUGGGGCUGCGCCUCUUCCAGAAGUUCUCCACCUUCCGCAUCCUGGUGUGCGGCGGCGACGGCAGCGUGGGCUGGGUGCUCUCCGAGAUCGACGCCCUGGGGCUGCACAAGCAAUGCCAGCUGGGCGUCCUGCCCCUGGGCACCGGCAACGACCUGGCGCGGGUGCUGGGCUGGGGCAGCCUCUGCGACGACGACACCCAGCUGCUGCAGAUCCUGGAGAAGCUGGAGAGGGCCACCACCAAGAUGCUGGACCGGUGGAGCGUGAUGACCUACGAAGCCCCCAAGCAGUCCCCACCGGCCCUGAAGGAGGAGGAGGACGGGGACUCCAACAUCCAGGCCCAGAUCUCCCACUACGCCGACUCCGUCGCCUUCCACCUGGCCAAGAUCCUGGAGUCGGACAAGCACUCGGUGGUGAUCUCGUCUGCCAAGUUCCUCUGCGGCACCGUCAAUGACUUCGUGGCUGAGGUUGGCCGGGCGUACAAGAGAGCGACCGAGAACAAGCAGGAGGCCGAGCUGAUGGCGAGGAAGUGCGCCAUGCUGAACGAGAAGCUGGACUCGCUGGUGCGGGAGCUGACCGAGGAGGCUCAGGCCAUCGUGGUCCCCGAGGGGACGCCGCAGGCCACCCUGGCCGACACCAAAGAGCUGGAGAAAGGCGGCUUCAACCCCAGCCCCGUGCCCCGCAUCUUCAAAUCCAAGGAGCAGCUGAUGCUGCGGGCGAACAGCCUGAAGAAAGCCCUGCGGCAGAUCAUCGAGCAGGCGGAGAAAGGUGAGGGGGGGCGGCGUGGGGGCGGCGAGGGGUCUGUGCCUCGGUUUCCCCAUCUGAAUCCUCAGCGUGGCAGCAUCGCUGUGCGGUCCCAGAGGAGCAUCACUCCUUCUCCGGGGCAUUUCUCUGAUGCCGGUGAAGAUCCCAAAUGCAGUGGCAGGCUGGCACGCAGCCCCAGGGAUGGGGGGCAGCUUUUGGGACAUGGGGCGGGUGCCCUGGGCCCGCUGCCAGGCCUGUGUUUGCACCCAGCUGUGGACGAGCAGAACAAGCAGACCCAAGCCUACCGUGCCAGCACAGUCCCCAGCAAGAAGGACAGCUCGGAGGAGCUCAAUAAGGAGGAGGAGAGGCUCUGUUCCCGGCGGGAGACGGUGACCUCCGCCACGUCGUCCAUCCUCCUGGAGCGGCCGGACACCUUCGGCAGCCUGCAGUUCCCCGAGGACCCUGGCGCGCUCCACUUCUCGGAGAAAUGCGUCAUGAACAACUACUUCGGCAUCGGCCUGGAUGCCAAGAUCUCGCUGGAGUUCAACAACAAGCGGGAUGAGCACCCCAAGAAGUGCAGCAGCCGCACCAAGAACAUGAUGUGGUACGGGGUGCUGGGCACCAAGGAGCUGCUGCAGCGCACCUACAAGAACCUGGAGCAGCGGGUGCAGCUGGAGUGCGACGGGGUGCCCAUCUCGCUGCCCAGCCUGCAGGGCAUCGCUGUCCUCAACAUCCCCAGCUACGCCGGGGGCAUCAAUUUUUGGGGAGGCACCAAGGAGGACAACAACUUCGGAGCCCCGUCCUUCGACGACAAGAAGCUGGAGGUGGUGGCCGUCUUCGGCAGCAUCCAGAUGGCCGUGUCGCGGGUCAUCAACCUGCAGCACCACCGCAUCGCCCAGUGCCGCGUGGUGAAGAUCACCAUCCGCGGGGACGAGGGCGUCCCCGUGCAGGUGGAUGGAGAAGCCUGGAUCCAGCCGCCCGGCGUCAUCAAGAUCCAGCACAAGAACCGAGCCCAGAUGCUGACCAGGGACCGGGCGUUUGAAAGCACCCUCAAGUCCUGGGAAGACAAGCAGAAGGGGGAGAGCUACCGUGCGGGCGCGCGGCCGCGGCUCAGCUCGCAGCAGUCCAUGGAGUACCUGACGGAGGAGGAGAGCAGCCUCCUGCAGCAGCUCUCACGGGCGGCCGAGAGCCUCAUCGCCAGGAUCCACGAGGCGGCCAAGGCUCACAAAGCCGUGGAGCAGGAGCUGGCCCACGCCGUCAACACCAGCGCCCUGGCGCUGAGCGAGGCGCUCUCCAACAAAGCCUCCAGCACCGCCGAGUUUCUCAGCAGGAACGCGGCCGUGGAGGUGGUGCUGAGCAUCAAGGCGCUCUACGCCGAGACCAGGGCGUUCCUGGAAGGGAAGGCGGUGAGUGCGGGGCCGGGGACCCCCCCGAGCCCCCCAGCUGAGGGGUCCCCCCCGCCGGCGGGUGGCAGCAGGGCUGGGGACGGUCCCUGUCCCCCGCAGCUGGACUCGCCCCAGGAGGAGGAGGCGCUGCAGGGCCCCCUGAGCGCGCUGGGCCAGGAGCUGCAGCGGCUGCUGGACAUCCACUGGCUGGUGCCCAUCGCCCACCCUGCAGAGGAGGAGAGCGGUGGCAGUGCCAACAAGGGCAGCUUCAAGCUUCGCCUCAACAUCCCCAAGCCCAGGAAGGACAAGGCGCAGAAGCAGAAGGCCAACAGCGCGCUGCCAGCGGACAAGUGGGGCGCUGAGGAAGUGGCGGCUUGGCUGGAAGCGCUCGGUUUAGGGGAGUACAGGGACAUUUUUGUCCGGCAUGACAUCCAGGGCUCAGAGUUGAUCCUGCUGGAGAGGAGAGACCUGAAGGACCUGGGCAUCACCAAAGUCGGCCACAUGAAGAGAAUCCUCCAGGCCAUCAAGGAGCUCAGCAACCCGCCCUAGGCUGGCAGCAGCGCAGGGGGCCUGGGUCCCCGCUGCCUCCUGUGUGUGUGUGGAGCCCCCCCGCUUGCCUUGCUUUGUCUGUUCGUCCCCCAGCGUCCCUGGAGCCGCUGCUUCUCGCCGAGCCUGCGAGGCUGGAGGCACCAAAGCGGAGAUUUGGUCCUGCCAGCACCGGAGUGGCGGGGUCACUACAGGAGCCAGGGAGCUGGGCUGCAGUGUGGGGCCAAAGCAGAGAUUCCCCCCCCCGCCCCCCUUUCCCCAGAUGGGUAUUUAAGCUGUGUAAAUAUUUGGAGAAGAAAUAUUUAUUGCUGCUG
Molecule: messenger RNA, 4277 nt
Organism: Cygnus olor (mute swan)
Lineage: Eukaryota; Metazoa; Chordata; Aves; Anseriformes; Anatidae
Product: diacylglycerol kinase delta-like
Exons: 28
Coding region: 67-3966 (1299 amino acids)
Biological process (GO): intracellular signal transduction; diacylglycerol metabolic process; lipid phosphorylation
Molecular function (GO): ATP-dependent diacylglycerol kinase activity; protein binding
Source: RefSeq, a predicted model, not a curated record